AUGCCCCCCUCUCCCUUCUAUCUCUCUCUGAGCUACCCGAAUGAAUCCCAUCGAGAUAUUCGAUCCGUGUACAGUACUAGUAAACUCAAUCAGUCCACCGCUGCCACCGGAAACUGCCUAUUCAACUUCGCUCUCGGCCUCUCCGUGCUCCCGGGCUUCGCGGACAUCAAAUGGAAACUGUUCAUCGUCUUCGGCGUGCUGUGUGUAGGAGCCGCUUUGCAAGUCUUCUUCACAUACCCCGAAACCUGCAACAAGACCCUGGAAGAAGUGGAAGAGAUGUUUGGCAAGGAUGGCCCGAAGCCGUGGCAUACUAAGCCGGGAGAGUCCAAAUUGGAUGGCUUGAUUGAGGAGGCUCGUGAGAAGAACCUGCAUGCUAAGGAUGUCGGAUUGAAGACGGAGCUUCAGAGUAUCGAGACGGUUGAGAAGGGGCAGUAA
This is a messenger RNA of Aspergillus melleus, 435 nucleotides long. RefSeq lists its product as uncharacterized. The transcript has 2 exons. The coding region runs from base 1 to 435 and encodes 144 amino acids. Lineage: Eukaryota; Fungi; Ascomycota; Eurotiomycetes; Eurotiales; Aspergillaceae. Gene Ontology annotation, cellular component: membrane. The record is from RefSeq and is a predicted model, not a curated record. Gene Ontology annotation, biological process: carbohydrate transport; transmembrane transport. Gene Ontology annotation, molecular function: carbohydrate:proton symporter activity.